Molecule: messenger RNA, 2829 nt
Organism: Durusdinium trenchii
Lineage: Eukaryota; Dinophyceae; Suessiales; Symbiodiniaceae
Source: the annotation of a GenBank genome assembly
AGCCUUUAGGUUCAACUAUAUACUCCAGCAAACAUCAUCGUCACUCAUGUCGGCCGGAUCCAACAAGCUCUUUGAGUUCACCAGAGAGGUGAACCAUUUUUGUGAAUUGCAGCCUGAAAGCGAGCUGGCCAAGAUCAAGGUAGUUCCUUCCUACAUUUUGGUGGGUGACCAGUCCAGCGGGAAGACUUCAUUACUCAGCAGACUGGCACGGUUGCCUCUGGGGUACACGGCAAACAAAACUGGGACGCGGCGGCCGGUGGAGUACAAUUUGAUCCACGACGACUCAAAGUCAGAGCCCGACAUUGAAGUGAACUCCAGGAAGGUGAAUGAGGCUGACUUUCUGAGCGUCAUGAUCAAAGAAAACGGCACGGAAGGCUUCAAUGACUCGGCCGUCUCAGUGAAGAUCCUCUGGAAGAAUAUACCUGAAUCCGUCAUUGUUGCUGACAUGCCGGGGAUGAAAGACGGCGACAACGCCCCAGAGAACAUGAUCCUGAAGAGGCUAAAGAGCCCAAAUGUCAUUCCUGUGGUCAUUUUGGAGCCAAAGGACUUUGACUCCAAACACUUUGCGUUCGACUUGUUGAAGAAAGCCGGGAGAAGCUAUGCUGAUAUCAUCGCUGUCGUCAACAAGUGCGACGAGAAGAUGGCUCAAAUGGGGCAAUGGUCAAACCAGUCCGAUUGGACUGAUUUUUGGGACACCGCUAGGAAGAAGGGCUUCAAGAAGAUCUGUAUCACUGGAUGGCCAUGCAGCAGCAGUGACCGAAACAGCCAGGAUCUGGCAAAGCAAAAGAACGUGCUUGGUCAAUCGUGUGACGCGGAGGAUCGACUGAUAGCAGAUUGGAAGUCGCGCGUGGAAGUAACUUCUGAAGCUGCUGAGUGCAUUGGUUUGGACAAGUUCCGGCAAUUGCAUCGAUUGGGGGAGCUUUGUGACCGGAGUUUGCCGCAUAUCCGGUGUCAGAAGAAAGAGAUUGGGGAUAGAGUGGAGGAACUCAAGAAGAAGUCGAAGGAGAGCUUGAAGGUCGUGCUUUCCCAGCUCAUGCAUGAAUGGGCUUACGAGGUGCUAGAGCUGGUGGAUGGGGAUGUAGAUGUCCACAAGUUCAACAAUUCGUCUAAGACCGCAGAAGAAGAUCUCCACGAGCUCUUCAAUCAGGGCAAGCAGCAGUUUGAGCAGCUGCCGAGUCACAAUCUGCAUCGGGACUACACAAAGCACUUCCUCAAGGGCUGCUUCUUCAGAAUCAGCCUUCCCACAGAGGGAACUGACCCAAAGAUGGAGAUUGACAACUGGAUCGGUCUGGUCUCCCAAUCCAUCUUCGCACCGAAUGAGAAGUUGGUUGGGAAAGCCGCCUUUGAGCGGACCUUGGACAUUGCCUUCACGACCUCCCUUUGUCGCACCUUCCAACAUGCAUUGACGGAGUUUGACGCGGACUUCAUCAAUACGGUUUGUUCUAAGUAUUCCCAGGACACGGGGAACAAAGUCAUCCAGCAGUUUGUGAAGCGAGUUCUGCUGCCGGGAUCGCUGCAUCCUAUGGUGGAUGUAGUCAGCCUCCUUGUUCUGAAACAUUUGCAGACUUGCUUCACGCGGUCUGACAAGCCUUAUUCUGAAGAGACUAGGUGCCUCAAGGAGCUAAAACCCGAAGAAUAUUUCAAUGCAUCCGCCAACCACUAUGCUGUGUUGUUGGUGCAAGAAUUCAACAGAGACUUGCAUGAGCGUCUGGAGGAACACGGUGCGCUUCUUCAAGGACGCUGCCGGAACGGGGAGAGCAAUUUUGCCCUGGACAACAACUGCUCUGGACACACCUUACCUGGUGAUGCGUUCUAUGCUGAUUUGGCCGCUGAGAACUUUUGCAGUGCUGCCUCGCACUUUUUGAAAAUGGGUAUGCAGGUUCUUGGGAAAGCUGGGGUCAAAAGCCAGCAAGCUGUCUAUUUUUAUGAACUAUUAUUGGCGUCUGCUGCGCAGAAGAACUCUCAGAUGAACGAGAAGGACAUGUUUCCCUUGGGAGUGGAAGCCAAAUCCGUUGACAAGGUACGAAAGUUACGAUCGCUGCCCAUUCCCGCGAACAAGACCAUCGCAAUAACGAUGGAUGUGAAGUUCCAGCAGCAAACUUCCACCAAGACGGAGCAGCCAGGUAUAAUGAGUACCUUGCGGAACGGAGAUAAAUCAUCGCAAGCAGGUGCAGAGGACAAGAAGUUGGUCGGAAUGGAGCUCCAAGACAUGCGCUCCGACGAAGGCCUGCUAGACGAGAAGGAACCUUGUGGGCCUUUUGUCCAAGUGGCGUUGAAUGACUUUAAGGAGAACAAGUGGUUGCUAAGCAAGAGCUGCAAGUGUGGCGAGCCCAAACCGGUUGUGACCUUUGAGGAGGACGAGCUGAAGCAAGCAAACAUUUCAGAUCGGUUUAUCACGGUUGAUGUGCUCGUCAGACAGUGCGGAGUGAGCGUUACUUCCUGGAGUGGCUUCAUCUUUGCCUGGCAUGUUUCCUGAAUGUAUGUGCAGCUGCGUGACGAAUCGCCAAGACUGGUGUGGUUUAGAAUGAACACUGUUCUAGUAGCUUCUUGUUCCUAGUAGCGAGGCCAGGAGCCCCUAGUAGCGUCCUUGCUCUUAGUAGGCAUGCCAGGAGCCUUCUUUUUCCUAGUAGUAAGGCCUGGAGCCCCUAGUCGCGCCCUUAAUCCUAUCCCCCCCCAAUCCUAUCCCCCCCCGGCGCGCACCGUGCGAAAAGGUCCUAGUAGCUUCUAGUUUCAAUUCCAAUUAAAUUCUAAUUAGACUUAAGUUAAUUUUAGUUCUUUUUUUAUUUAUUUCUUGUUUCUAAUAGCUUCUUGUUACUACUAGUAGUAUGG